AACGUCUUCCUGUCUUAGCCCCAGAUAGUGUGUCGUUCGUUGUCUUUGCCGUGACAUGGGGCCGUUGUGGAGAAUGACGAGCGCGGUUCUAAGAAACGAAAGAUUGAAUAGCCAUGUGCGAUACAAGAAGGGCCCGCCUCGUAUGUAAAGUUUAAACUUUGGAGUGACGGCUGCCGUUCCCGCUCUCUAAAAAAUUUUGGCCUAAUCCUUACAGCUCACGCUCCACAGCCCGUCGAAACUCCAUCAAUUACACGUUCUCGAAUACAUCUGAGCCGCAUGUCUACGCAGUAGAUUCUCAAAACAAUGAAACAGCGCCUGCACGGUGCCAUUGUGGCCUUAGGCUUGUUUCAAUACGCAUUGGCUCAAGCAACCAACUCGUCUGCUGUCCUGGAAGAGUUGCAAAAGGCCUUGCCAUCAUGUGCACUUCAAUGUACUCUGACGGAGGUGCCCAAAUCGACUUGCGCGCUCACGGAUAUCUCGUGCAUAUGUACGAAUGAGGCACUGAACAACGAAAUACUCGUCUGCUUGCAACAGAGUUGCACAGUGGUAGAGCAGCUCCAGACAAAGAAGGUUUUCAAUGGUGCCUGUGGUGUACCCGUUCGAAAUGUCGGCUCCCAUCUCUCGGCCAUCAACUGGACAUUUUUUGGACUAGCAACCCUGGCCGUCGGUUGCAGGUUGCUUGCGCGCCUGAAAUAUUUUGGCGGCAACUUUGCUUGGGACGACUACACGAUUGGAAUCAGUCUGCUUUGCCUAACGCCGAUUGCUGUUAUUGCGCAGUUGAUGGUUGACCACGGGCUGGGACAAGACAUCUGGCAGCUUGAGGCUCAUGAUAUCUCCAAGACGCUCCUUUAUUUUUAUAUUGAGGAGUUCUUGUACGUCUUUCUCUCCAGCGUCACGAAGCUGUCGAUCCUGCUCUUGUACCUUCAGAUAUUCAAGACGAAGAGUUUCCAGAUACGGUGCUAUGUUGUCAUAGCCCUGAUCGUUGGCUAUCUGCUUGGUGGAACAAUUUCGACGGGCUUGUACUGUCGUCCUCUCAAUUACGUUUGGGAAGGCUGGGAUGGUCUGCAUCCUGCGAAGUGCGUCAAUAUCAACGCACAGACAUUUGCCAUGGCAGGUGUUAAUAUGGCCCUCGACAUUGCAAUUUUCAUUUUGCCCAUUCCGCCAAUCAUGAGGUUGCAUAUGACGAUGAGGAAACGGAUCGCUGUUUCUGGGGUCUUCGCCACUGGUUUAUUUGUCACUGCUUGUAGUGUUGUACGCCUAACAACGCUGCUGAAAUGGGGUAAAUCACAAAACCCUACUUACGACUACACUGAGGUUGCGAUAUGGUCUCUUAUUGAACUUAUGACUGCUGUGAUUUGCGCUUGCAUGCCGGGCAUAGCCAGUCUAAUCCGGCGAGUCUGGCCUCGCGCAUUCGGAACAACAAAGGGCAACUCUUACAUGAAUUCGGAACCGUUCUCGAGCAACUUGGAUCAAAAGAUGCAAUCGUCAAAGAAUAUCCAAUCAAGGACCAUCAUAUCAGUGUCAUUCGCUUCUAGGGACGCGGCGAUGAAAGAUGAGCACAGCGAUGAGUUCGAGCUCACCCCCGGUCCAGGUUUUAGACAUCAAGGAAAUUACACUAGAUACUCGGAAGAAUCCUGAUUUUUGGUAUGAAGCAAAGGUGUACAAUAGAAUAAAGUUCUUCGCUCGAAUUGACACUGUCAGACGAGCAACGUUUAAUUCGUUAGAAAGCAGGACAUGUCUCAUUCGCCGACCAGCAGGUCUCGUG
Verruconis gallopava is the source of this 1765-nucleotide messenger RNA. RefSeq lists its product as uncharacterized. The transcript has 6 exons. The coding region runs from base 304 to 1638 and encodes 444 amino acids. Lineage: Eukaryota; Fungi; Ascomycota; Dothideomycetes; Venturiales; Sympoventuriaceae. The record is from RefSeq and is a predicted model, not a curated record.